GAAAAUAUUUUCAAACAAACGUCCCCUUAAAUUCUUUUUUAGAAAUGAUAAGUUUAGACUUUAGAGAAGUUGAAACAAAGAGUCCAAAAUUUCGAUGGUACCAAAGGAGAUCAUCUGAAAACCCAAGAUGAAAAAGGGUCUAUAAAAGGCAAGCACUCUUGUAUACCCUUUUACUAUCAUUUUUUCUCCUUACUCCUCUUUGUGUUCUCCGCCACUUCCUCUCUCUCUUUCAGAUCCAUUCUCCUUAGAUCCCAUCAAUGGCUUCUAUUACUGCAUCUUCCUUCGCUAUCUCUUCCUUCAAGCACAACCAGAUAUGUUUGAAGAGCUCCUCCCUUCCGAUCAAGGGAAUAAGCUUUCCUUCCCUCAGAAUGAAGCCAGCUACUCGCCGCCUCAGCAUUAACUGUGCGGCUAAACCAGAGACAGUUGACAAAGUGUGUGAAAUUGUGAAGAAGCAACUGGCUCUUCCCGGUGAUUCUGUAGUCAACGGAGAGUCAAAAUUUGCAGCACUUGGUGCUGAUUCUCUUGACACGGUUGAGAUUGUCAUGGGACUUGAGGAAGCAUUUGGAAUCACCGUGGAAGAAGAGAAUGCACAGACUAUUGCAACAGUUCAAGAUGCUGCUGACUUGAUUGAGGAUCUCGUUGCCAAGAAAUGUUGAGAGAGAGUUGAGCUGUAGUAGCCAAGUUAGGUCUGGUAGAAGGGAGGAUCUCGUUUUGGUUGAAAGUUUUCUCAUCUAUUUAGUCAAUUAUCAUUUGAUGGGUUAUAUGUCUCUCUUUAUGGGAGUCUAUUGCAGUGUUGUUCCAAUGAGCUUUGUCUUAGAUAAUAGGAUUUCUUUCAUCUGAGAGGAACUCUCAUUCAUGGCUUGUUUGUUUUAUGUUCUGUAAGACUCGUCGUAUUUAAGGUCAUCCUUUGUAUUA
Messenger RNA from Capsicum annuum, 915 nucleotides. Its product is annotated as acyl carrier protein 1, chloroplastic. The record is from RefSeq and is a predicted model, not a curated record. The coding region runs from base 258 to 656 and encodes 132 amino acids. Gene Ontology annotation, molecular function: phosphopantetheine binding; acyl carrier activity. The transcript is spliced from 4 exons. Lineage: Eukaryota; Viridiplantae; Streptophyta; Magnoliopsida; Solanales; Solanaceae. Gene Ontology annotation, biological process: fatty acid biosynthetic process.